Molecule: messenger RNA, 1620 nt
Organism: Tripterygium wilfordii
Lineage: Eukaryota; Viridiplantae; Streptophyta; Magnoliopsida; Celastrales; Celastraceae
Product: glycerophosphocholine acyltransferase 1-like
Exons: 8
Coding region: 231-1385 (384 amino acids)
Biological process (GO): phosphatidylcholine biosynthetic process
Source: RefSeq, a predicted model, not a curated record
AACAUUAAUCAGGUAUUAGCACACUGCGAAAGUGCGAAGGGAAAGCUAAUCAGAUCAUUAUCCCCAGAAAACAACUAGAAAACCUCGGAAUCAAUCGGAGCUUUAUGUCCCUUCUCUUCAAUACGUUCAUUUUUCUCUAUUCAUAUAAAGCCACCACCUUUCCUUCUCAUUUGCGGUUUGCCUGCCUCUCUGUUCAAUAUCUAUAUCUUUGAACAAAAAAAAGGCGAGAUAUGUCGAGCAACGACGAGUCUAUGGAGGAGACAAAUGGGGAUUCGUUUGACAAGGUGAAGAGGAGAUUCAAGGAUCCAUCGAAGAAAGUGGCGCAAACAAAGGAGAUUUUAUCCAAACAAGCGGUUCAUACGAAAGAGAUUCUAUCGAAACAUGCGGUUAAGAUUGCCAAACAGGCUGAGGAACAUGAGAGAUUUAUUAACAAGGUGACUCAUCUUAUGGGUGUUCUUGGGUUUGGAGGAUUUUGCUUUCUGUUGGGAGCAAGACCCCAAGAUAUUCCUUAUGUAUACUGUUUGUUCUAUGUUAUAUUUGUUCCUCUUCGAUGGAUAUACUAUCGGUUCAAGAAGUGGCACUACUAUCUUCUGGAUUUCUGCUACUAUGCAAAUACAAUCUUCGUGGUUCACCUUCUACUAUAUCCAAAGAAUGAAAAACUUUUCAUGGUUUGCUUUUCAUUCGCUGAGGGACCGUUAGCUUGGGCACUCAUUAUUUGGCGUUGUAGCUUGGUUUUUAAUUCACUCGACAAGCUUGUUAGUGUCCUUAUCCACCUUUUACCUGGACUAGUUUUUUUCACCGUACGAUGGUGGAAUCCCGAGACUUUUGCAGCCAUGCACCCUGAAGGAACUUCUCACCGCGUUUCAUGGCCAUACGUGGAAGAUAAAUCCUACCUGUUCACAUGGCUUUUUCUGGUUCCUUUAGUUGCUUACACGCUGUGGCAGGCUCUAUAUUUUCUCAUUGUCAAUGUCCUGCGUCGACAGAGACUGUUGAGGGAUCCUGAAGUAAUGACUUCUUACAGGGAGCUCUCCAAGAAAGCGCAGAAAGCAAACAAUCUGUGGUGGCGCUUAAGCGGUUUACUUGGGGAUCAGAAUCGCAUGUUAAUGUACAUUCUGCUGCAAGCUGUCUUUACGGUGGCAACCAUGGCACUCACAGUACCUAUCUUCUUAUCAUAUGAACUGCAUUUGAUUUUCCAAUUUCUCAAGAUCUCUGCUGCCGUGUGGAAUGGUGGAAGCUUUCUGUUGGAGGUGAUGCCAAAGCAGGUGAUUCUUAAGGAGAAGAAGAAAUCAGAAAUGCAGCCAGCACAAGAUCAGCAAGAUGAAUCCUCUACUGGGAUGGAGAAUACAAUCAAGACCAGCAGUUCUGCAGAAGUCUCUGUUUCUUAACAGCUGUUUUGUUAGCUCCUAGAACUCUCUUAGUUUCUCAAAGAAGCUCUGCUGCUCAAUUGUAAUGGUUUCCCUUUAGAAAGUAUCAAGAAAAGUUGUUUUGUUUAGAUUGGUCAUAACUUAUAGUUGAAUCAGGGAGAGUCACUUUAUCUUCUUGCUGUAAAUUAACUUUUGAAACUGGAACUUGUAUGUUUACUUCUUGCAGUAUAAAAUAAAGAUGGCCUGUUAGAUCGCA